AUGAAGACCGUUGCUGCCCUUGUUCUUGCGUUGUUUGCCUCUACGGCGAGUGCCUUUCUCCCCCAAAAGGGUGGAUCGGCAGCUGCCGCCGCCAAGUCCCAAAUCGCCGAUGAAGCCAUUGCUGCCUUUGCCAAAAAAUUCCCCUUUGAUAGGAAGCCAAUUGAGACAUCUCCAAUGGUCACUGCCUUUUUGAAUGCCGGAGUCCCCACCACAGAUAUCGAUGGAACCAAAUACAAGGUGAACAAACCGGGUGAAAAAAGAGGAAAGCGUUUGAGCGACAUUGGCGAGAAGGAAGCCAGGGCCACCUUUGCCGAACUGGCACGACUCUAUGGAGAUGAAAGCGCCCUGGCCAUGACCCAAUCUCUGCCAGUCUGCCUGACAUUUGAUCGCACUCAAUUUGCACCUUCUCUCAAGGAGUACAGCGCGAUUUUUGGGGAAGAAGAAGCCAAAGCCAUGGUUACCCGCAAUGCUGGUUUGUUGGCCAUUCGACCCAAUGAAGCGUCCAAAGCCACGGAUUCAACUAUGCAAGCUAGUUAUGUGAUUGGUGCCACCAGACCUUUUGGAGAUAUUUUGUUGCCUGGUUUGGCGUUUCUGCUCCUGGUUCCUGCCCUGGAGGGAAUCACUGGCAUCCCAAUCCGAACAGAGUUCUUGUCGGCUGUUACUGGUGCCAGUCCUGAGGAUGUUGCGACUGUUUUCACCAAGGUUGCGACACCUGUUUGGAAGCAAUAG
Messenger RNA from Seminavis robusta, 729 nucleotides. Lineage: Eukaryota; Bacillariophyta; Bacillariophyceae; Naviculales; Naviculaceae. The record is from the annotation of a GenBank genome assembly.